This is a messenger RNA of Amyelois transitella, 476 nucleotides long. It is a transcript of the gene HSPC300, whose product is annotated as probable protein BRICK1-B. Gene Ontology annotation, molecular function: protein-containing complex binding. Lineage: Eukaryota; Metazoa; Arthropoda; Insecta; Lepidoptera; Pyralidae. Gene Ontology annotation, biological process: regulation of actin polymerization or depolymerization; cell motility; actin filament organization. The record is from RefSeq and is a predicted model, not a curated record. The transcript is spliced from 3 exons. Gene Ontology annotation, cellular component: SCAR complex. Bases 177 to 407 code for a protein of 76 amino acids.
GACUUGACUUUCAAUAGUAUCUCUCCUUAGUUUGUGACUUUCAACAAUACAAGAAAUAUCUUAGCUUUGUUGUGUGUAAACUGUAAAAACCCCAAAUUCUUAAGAUUUGUCAAAUUUAUUUGCCUAAGUUCUUAUAAAAACUAUAUUUCUAUUCUAUUCUACAUACAAAUCUCGAAAUGGCUGCACCUCCUCGUGAAACAAUACAAAAGCAAAUCCAACAGGAUUGGGCUAAUAGGGAAUACAUAGAGGUUAUCACGGGAAGCAUAAAAAAGAUCACCGAUUUUCUAAAUUCUUUCGACAUGUCAUGCAGAUCGCGACUCGCCACUUUGAAUGAGAAAUUGACAUCUUUGGAGAGGAAGAUUGACUAUUUGGAGGCUUGUGUAACUAAGGGAGAAACUCUCACAUAGUAAUUACAGUAACAUUUUAUUAUUAUUUAUAUUUAUAUAUUAUAUAUUUAACUUCUUCCUAUUUAUAAG